GGGACUGCAGCUCCCGGCGUGCUCCGCGGCGCGCGCGCAGCCGGCGCGCUGCCAUCUUGGCCCGGGGAGCGCUGCCGCCGCCGAACGGAGCCGGAGCGGCGCCGGAGCGGGGGGAUCGGGGCUUGCCGCCGAGGAGCUCUUCCAUGUGCCAGGCGCAGCCGGGCAGCGAGGCUGAGCUCGGUGGGAGCGCAGACAGGCGGCAGAGAUGCCCGUGGUGUGGCCAACUCUUCUGGAUCUCAGCAGAGAUGAAUGCAAGAGGAUCCUUCGCAAACUGGAACUGGAGGCAUAUGCAGGUGUCAUCAGUGCCUUACGUGCACAGGGGGACCUCACGAGAGAGAAGAAGGAUCUUCUUGGAGAGCUCUCUAAAGUGCUUAGCAUUUCCACAGAGAGACACCGCGCCGAGGUUCGGAGAGCAGUGAAUGAUGAGCGGCUAACAACCAUCGCGCACAACAUGACUGGGCCAAACAGCUCUUCGGAGUGGUCCAUCGAAGGUCGUCGCCUGGUGCCGCUGAUGCCUCGGCUCGUCCCACAGACGGCUUUUACCGUUACCGCCAACGCCGUGGCCAAUGCAGCUGUCCAGCACAACGCCUCUCUUCCCGUUCCUGCGGAGACUGGGAGCAAAGAAGUGGUGGUUUGCUAUUCCUACACAAGUACCACUUCAACCCCAACAUCUACCCCUGUUCCAAGUGGCAGUGUAGCAACAGUGAAGUCCCCCAGGCCUGCCAGUCCAGCCUCCAAUGUAGUCGUCUUGCCAAGUGGAAGUACUGUUUACGUCAAAAGUGUCAGCUGCUCAGAUGAUGACGAAAAGCCCCGCAAGAGGCGGCGAACCAACUCUUCCAGUUCUUCUCCUGUCCUCCUGAAGGAAGUCCCGAAGGCGGUGACUCCUGUCACUAAAACCAUCACCGUGCCUGUAAGUGGCAGCCCCAAGAUGAGUAAUAUCAUGCAGAGCAUUGCCAACUCCUUACCAGCACACAUGUCUCCUGUGAAGAUCACCUUCACUAAGCCCUCCACGCAGACGACGAACACGACGACGCAGAAGGUGAUAAUAGUAACCACCUCUCCAAGCUCAACUUUUGUACCCAACAUCCUUUCCAAGUCCCACAACUAUGCAGCGGUUACAAAACUUGUCCCAACGUCUGUCAUUGCCUCCACUACCCAAAAGCAGCCAGUGGUUAUAACAGCUUCCCAGUCCUCUCUGGUCACUAGCAGCAGCAGCAGCAGCUGUUCCACUCCUUCCUGUACUGCAAGUACCAUUGCUGUGACUGCUGUGGUGUCAUCAACACCCUCCGUGGUUAUGUCCACAGUAGCCCAAGGUGUGUCUACAUCAGCAAUCAAAGUUGCUUCUACCAGACUACCUUCCCCCAAAGGUUUGGUUGGGAAUCCAACUCAGAUUUUAGCACAGUUUCCCAAACAGCAUCAGCAGUCCCCCAAGCAGCAGCUGCACCAAAUACAGCAACAACCACAACAGCAGCAGCAGCAGCAACCGCAGCAGCAGCAGCAACAACAGCAGCAACAACAACAGCAGCAGCAGCAACAGCAGCAGCUGGUGCAGUCAUCGGUAGCUCAACAGCAGCCACAGCAGUCUCAGUUGCCACCUGGCAUCAAGCCCACCAUUCAGAUCAAGCAAGAAUCAGGUGUUAAAAUAAUCACUCAACAGGUGCAGCCCAGUAAAAUCCUUCCCAAACCAGUUACAGCGACCUUGCCCAGCAGUAGCAAUUCACCCAUUGUGGUGGUUAGCAGUAAUGGGACUGUCAUGACAACUAAACUGGUCACUACUCCCACUGGCACUCAAGCAACAUACACAAGGCCAGCAGUCAGCCCCUCCAUCGGGGCUCGGGUGGCAGGAGCUCCAGGGGCUGCUACCUAUGUGAAAACUACCAGUGGCAGCAUCAUCACCGUGGUACCCAAAUCUCUGGCUACUCUGGGAGGGAAGAUAAUCAGCAGCAACAUUGUUUCUGGAACUACAACCAAAAUCACUACAAUUCCAAUGACAUCCAAACCCAACGUGAUUGUCGUGCAGAAGACUACUGGAAAAGGAACCACCAUUCAAGGGCUUCCAGGCAAAAAUGUUGUCACAACGUUGUUGAAUGCUGGGGGGGAGAAAACUCUUCAGGCAGUGCCAGCAGGAGCAAAGCCUGCUAUCAUCACUGCCACGAGACCCAUCACGAAAAUGAUUGUUACCCAGCCAAAGGGAAUAGGGUCCACGGUCCAGCCAGCCACCAAAAUCAUCCCAACUAAAAUUGUGUAUGGGCAGCAAGGGAAAACACAGGUUCUCAUUAAACCAAAGCCAGUGACGUUUCAAGCAACAGUUGUGAGUGAACAAACUCGGCAGCUGGUGACAGAAACCUUGCAGCAGGCAUCAAGGGUAACAGAGACAGGAAACUCCUCCCUGCCAGAAGUGAAAGAAGAGCCACAAACCUACACUGACAGCAGCUCCUCUUCUACAGAGUCCUCCCAGAGUUCCCAAGAUUCUCAGCCCGUGGUGCAUGUGAUCGCUUCCAGAAGUCAGGACUGGUCGGAGCACGACAUCGCUGUGGAUGCCAGCCCCACCAUCAUCUACCAGGAUGUGUCCAGUGAAUCCCAGUCAGCUACUUCCACCAUCAAAGCUCUGCUGGAGCUGCAGCAGACAUCAGUGAAGGAGAAGUUAGAAUCCAAGCCAAGGCAGCCUACAAUUGACCUGAGCCAAAUGGCUGUCCCAAUCCAGAUGACCCAGGAAAAGAGGCAUUCUCCAGAGAGCCCUUCCAUUGCUGUAGUAGAGUCAGAGUUAGUUGCUGAGUACAUCACAACUGACUCAGGAAGACAACCCUCUCUUGCUUCUCACUCGGAAGAGUAUCUGCACAACCACAUAGUCAGCCAUCGGUCCCAGCCCCACCAGCAGUCAUCUCAGCCCCAGAGGACUCUGCUGCAGCAUGUGGCUCAGUCGCAGACAGCAACGCAGACUUCUGUUGUGGUGAAAUCUAUCCCCGCAUCCUCCACAGGCGCAAUUACCCAUAUCAUGCAGCAGGCCUUAAGCAGUCACACCGCAUUUACCAAACACAGUGAACAGCUUGGAACUGAGGAAGGAGAAGUGGAAGAGAUGGACACCUUAGAUCCUCAGACUGGCCUCUUUUACCGAUCUGCCCUGACACAAUCCCAGGCACAGAAGCAGCAAAAACUGAGUCAGCCGCAGCUGGAACAGACUCAACUGCAAGUGAAAACUCUGCAGUGCUUCCAGACUAAGCAGAAGCAGACAAUCCACCUGCAGGCCGAUCAGAUCCAGCACAAACUCCCACAAAUGCCCCAGCUGUCUAUAAGGCAUCAAAAGCUAACCCCCCUGCAGCAAGAGCAAGCACAGACCAAACCAGAGGCACAGCACCCCCCCCACCACACGGUGGCCAAAGAAAGGCAACUCCCUACCUUAGUGGCGCAGCCACAGCAAACUGUAGUGCAGGUGCUGGCGGUGAAAACCACGCAGCAGCUGCCCAAACUGCAACAGGCACCAACGGCACAAAAAAUCUACGUGCAGCCCCAGCCCCCCCAGGGUCAAAUGCAGCUACCUGCCUCUUCAGAGAAGCAGCCAGCGAGCCAGGUGCAGCAUCCCAUUGUAACGCAAGGACCCGCUGUUACAAAGCUAACUUUGGAGGGGCGCCAGCCUCCUUCUGUUUCAGAGGUAGCAGGGGGCAGUUCUGUGCCCAAGCAGGCGUUGCCAGUUACCAGCCUGUUUCCCACUCAGGCCCCCGUGCAGCCAGCAGUAGCAGAUGCUUUGUCUGUGGUGGAAGCUCAGACGGAUGCGAGCGUAGAGCAGGCCCUAGCAGGUGCCCCCAGCGAGGCCAUGCCCACCAGUGCUAGCGCAGCAGAGGCGCCGCCGUGCGCCCCGGUGCCCAGGGUGACUGCGACUUCCAUCCCCCAGCAACAGACACGAGCAGAGUCCAGCUCAAGCCCUCCUGCUGUUGGUCCUGCUGUAACCGAGAGGAAACUCGAUGCCCAAGGAAUGCCUCCAGCAAAGCAGUUUGUACACAGUCAGAGUCUGUCCCAAAAGACAGCUGAAGAGAGCUCAUCAGAAGUGGUUACCCAGGCUAUCCCUCACUAUUCCAUCCCUUGUCACUCCAGCUCCAACGUGGUAGUGGAACCCAGCGGGCUCCUGGAGCUCAACAACUUCACCAGUCAGCGCCUGGACGACGAGGAGACGGCAAUGGAGCAAGACGUGGACAGUAGCACCGAGGACGGCACUGAGCCCAGCCCCUCCCGAAGUUCUGCUGAGCAAUCCUGAGGGAAUUGGGACACUUGGAGUGCACUUUAAACAACAACAAAAAAAUACCUUGGGUUUUUUUUAACUGUUUUUUAUUUUAAGUAUCCAGGCUGCCCUUGUGUCGUGAUGUCUUAGAGCACUUUGCCCUCUAGAGUCAUUCGUUGGACCCCUGAAGCAUCACCGUGUUUGAGCAGGACAGUCUUGGCAAAAGCUGCAUCUUCAGAAUGCUUUGCAAAAAGAGAGAGGGGGAGGGGAAAAGGAAAGGAAGAAUAAGAAUAAGAUGUAGCCACCGAGGUGUAGUUCAAGCUGUGACAGUGGAAUGUACUCUGUUCAAAAACAAACCAGCAAAAGGCGGGUGACAGCUGUCGAAGCCCUUGCCCGGCUACCGAAACAGCCUUCCCUGCAAAGGGGAGUCCCUGGAAAGGGGAGUGUUACUUGGCUGUGUCUUUGGGUUAGCUGUUGAGCAAAACGCCAUCCAAAAAAGGGAAAAAAAAGAAUGUUUAAUAAAUAUUUGUAUUUUCAACUAGCAUGUGAGAGGAAAAAGUGUCUCUGACAGUGCUGGAAAAGCCCCAGGGAUGUUUGGGAUCGCCUGAGUAGGUACAAGCUUUCUUGCACUUGUGCUCAAUUAAAAGAGUUAAGAUCUUUUUUUUACCCCAUUAAGCCUAAAAAAGAUUUUUAAAGUAUUUUAAAACAUUUUUUCAUGUUGGCUGUUUGGAAACGAGCUGGCAGCAGAGCAGAUUCAUUAGUGAAUUGCUUUUUUGCUGUGGCUGUUUCUGUGCUUUACAAGAGGUAGAAUAAGAGUGCGUGAAGCAUUUCGUUGUGCCCUAAGCACACUCAGUGCUCCUCUGCUCUGCUUAGACCGUUGCUUAUUGCUUGAAAUAGAGGAUUUGGGAAGAGGAGAGGCCAAGCUGUUUGCAGAGCUGCUGUGGGGCAGGCAGCUGUGUGCGUUCUAACGCAGAGAGAGUGGUGGUGUUGGGACGUGGCGUGGGGGAUGUUUUGUUACAGAUGUGGGUUUCAGAAUUGGGGAUAAUGUGGUUCAGCAUCUUCCAGAGCUGAACCUCUGACUUGAGAAGUCAGAAGGAAAAGAACAAACAGCCCAGCCCAGCAGGUGUAUUUUCCUGGUUUUAAAGUGAUCCAUUCUGGGAGGUUCAGAGCUGCUACGCAGUGGUAGGUUUCAGAGAGCAGCCUUAGGACGUGGCUCAUUGAAGCAAUACUUCGUGGUGGCAGUUAACAAGCCACCAAGAGAGGGUUGGGUUCAGGUGGGGUUAGGAACCAAUUUUAAUGCAUUCUGCUAAUGAAGACAAUGGUUUUUUUUUCUUUUUCUUCCCUUUUUGCCUCUUUUUUCCCCCCUCAACUGUAUAUAGCCCCCAGGUUUUUAACUGUUUUGUAUAGAUCUCGUUAUAAAUAAUGAAGCAGUUUCUGCUGUACCAUUUAAUUGUACAUACACAUCUCUCAAGCCUACCUUGCCCACUUUUUGGUGCUGAAGUUGUACUGUAAGCAGAUUCCAUCAGAAGUCUUAAUACAGUUUUUUUUGCAUCAGUC
This is a messenger RNA of Pogoniulus pusillus (Red-fronted tinkerbird), 5770 nucleotides long. It is a transcript of the gene EMSY, whose product is annotated as EMSY transcriptional repressor, BRCA2 interacting. The transcript is spliced from 21 exons. The record is from RefSeq and is a predicted model, not a curated record. Gene Ontology annotation, cellular component: nucleoplasm. Gene Ontology annotation, biological process: regulation of DNA-templated transcription. The coding region runs from base 206 to 4249 and encodes 1347 amino acids. Lineage: Eukaryota; Metazoa; Chordata; Aves; Piciformes; Lybiidae.